Messenger RNA from Bombyx mandarina (wild silkworm), 2712 nucleotides. RefSeq lists its product as uncharacterized. Lineage: Eukaryota; Metazoa; Arthropoda; Insecta; Lepidoptera; Bombycidae. Gene Ontology annotation, molecular function: protein binding. The record is from RefSeq and is a predicted model, not a curated record.
CCAGGUUUCACGGUGUCGCCGCAAGCCGAGAGCAUUAAGUAUUUGAGGUGGAACAACCAGGGUAUGACGUCCAAAGGUGAAGACGAUCGCUGCACUGCGGGGUGAACAGGCAGUUGGCAUGUGGGUUUUAGUGAUGCUCGCCCUAGCGGCGGUAGCCACAGCCGAUUGCCCACGUCACUGCGAGUGCAAGUGGCGCAGCGGCAAAGAAUCCGCACUAUGUGCACGCGCCGGACUCUCAUCUAUCCCUCCACGACUAGACCCGACCACGCAAUUGCUAGAUCUCUCAGAAAAUCGACUACCGACUCUACGUGAUGAUGUCUUUGCCUCAGCGGGACUUCUUAAUCUUCAACGUCUUUAUCUUCCUUCAUGCAGCGUCCGAACUAUACGUCAAUAUGCCUUCCGCGCUUUAGUGAAUCUCGUUGAGUUAGAUUUAUCUCGAAACCGACUUGAUUCAGUGCCAUCACACACAUUUGAUUCCAUUCCCGAACUACGUGAGCUGAAACUGAGUGGUAAUCCAAUAGCAAAGAUUUUAGAUGAAUCAUUCACUUCAUUACCACAUUUGGUACGCCUCAGUCUUAGUUCUUGUAAGGUUGCUGAAAUAGAGCUCCGGGGAUUUACUGGUUUGGAGUCAUCUUUAGAAUAUUUGGAGCUUAGCCGGAAUAAGCUACAGGUUCUACAUGUUGCAGUACUAGCAUCGUUACGAUCUUUGAAAGGAUUAGAAUUGGCAAAUAAUCCUUGGGAAUGUACUUGUGCAUUGAGACCUCUACGUGAUUGGAUGAUUACAAAAAAUGUACCAGCAACUGUGGUGCCAGAAUGUGCAUUGCCUUCCCGAUUAAUGUCGCAUUCUUGGGAUAGAUUGGACUUGGAAGACUUUGCGUGUCAACCAGUGGUCAGUGCUUUUUCGAGUAACUUGAAAGGAGUGGAAGGGGAACAAGUUGUAUUAGUGUGUCAAGUGAAAGGAGUACCAGCACCGAGAGUUCGCUGGGUACGUGCUGGUCGAUUACUGGCAAACACUACUUCUAAUGUCAAUUCUGGUAGAGCUUUUAUGUUACGUAGUGAAGGUCAUACGAGUAAUUUAACAAUAGUAUCUGCUGAUAUUCAAGAUGCUGGAUCGUAUACUUGUAGUGCCGAAAAUCGGGCAGGAAAGGCUGAACUUACUUUGAAUUUAGUCAUAGAGAAAAAACUGGAAAAAACAGCAUUUUCUAUCUUUAAUGUAAUUGUAGGCCUAAUUGGAUUUAUUGGCCUUCUAUUAGUUAUAUUAACAACAGUAAUGUACGUGAUGGGUUUUUAUAAAAAAAGACAAGUGGAUCGAUGGGAUCAACAAAUUGUAACAACAAGUCAUCGUGACGAUACAUAUGAGAAAAUUGAAGCUGGUAUAAAAAAUAUAGUCGAAGUACCAAAGAUACUACCUAAUGACAACAAUCGUAAAAGAGGCGAUUAUAGAAACGUUCCAUCACACGACCCAGAAGAUGAAUUAGAAGGAUAUCUGCGAGGUGAUUUGCAAGAGGAAAGGGAAUGUGCGAUAUCUCCACCUAUUGAACCAAAUUGGCGAAGAUCAGAUUUUGAACAAAUAACAAGAAAAGUUAGCGUAGAACAAGAUUUACACAUACCUCAAUAUAGCGAAUACAAUUUACGAUGUGACGCAACCCCAGAAUCGAUCCAAAGCUCAAAUUCAGCAGGAAUAAUGAAUCCGCAUUUAGAAAUCCUGCCGGACAAUAAGAGAUUUAAUAAUAAUUCGAAACCUUGUCAUCGUUCGAGACCCCGGGAUCGUUUGGACAAUGACCUCUCCGGUAGCGACAGUGAAAAAAACUAUCCUGAUCUAAUAGAAAUGAGUACUUUGGGUACCUCAAGCUAUUUGCAAAGCGAGAUGAAGCACGAUCCCUAUCAUUUUUACACAAUUCCUCGAAGAAAAGAGGGCGACAGUCGAAGUCCACUCCUCAAUAGUCGUAGAAAUAGUUCUGGUGGAGAUUCUGCAUCUUUUCUUGAUAGGUGUUAUGAAAAGUCACGACGAUCGUCGGGUAGGCGGUCUAAUAGUUUUUUAGAUCUUUCUACUGGUGGAAGCCGAGUAAGGCGUAAUCCAAGCCUUCCCGCUUCGCCUUCGAGGGAGCAACCGACUGUUCCGUCCGCGACGCCCUUGCUAGACCUAUCUGGGCUUCGAGACUACUCUCGCGCAGGUCAGACGUUGGAUGAUUUUGAUUUUAGAGCAUCACAAUUGGAGAAAUUUUUAGAGGAGUACAGAGCUCUACGCGAACAAUUAUCUAGAAUGAAAGAAACUCGUGAAAAUUUACAAAGGACAAGGGCUGCAGAAAAUGAUGAAUUACGGUCGAUUUUAAAAGGAAAACCAAGUAUAGCUGUCACUGAAACAUCUUCCUCGGUCGCCUUAGCAGAUGCAGCAUCGCCACUCGCUCUCAGCCCCACAGAAUACAAGACACAACAGCAGAGGCCGGAGUGGCUAACGACCUUACUAUAUCGAAACUAAUAGAGCUUUUGUUAUAAAAAUAAGUUUUGUAUGUGAUAUUUGGUGAGAUCGGUGGAUUUAUAAAAUUAAACUGCAUUAGUGAGUGCUGUAUAAAAUGAUAAAUUUCGGAACUAAAACAUUAGUUCAUUCAUUAAAUGACUGUUAAUAGAAUAUAAAAUUGUAAAUACAAUUUCGGAAGUGAUAUCUAUGAUCAAACAUAAUAAUUAAGUUAUUGUUUAUAGACAAGGUGCAAA